UUAGCUGAUAUUAUGUCAAGGGCUACAUUGCUUCAUGGACAUCAAGGUUUAUUGGACGAAUACAAUGAACGUGUGGCUGAGAAAUUGAAUACGAAAUCGUCUUCAACAGAGGGCACACUCAGUCGCACAGUUGGCUUCAUCCGAGGAAUUCACCAAAUGAUGAUCGACAUUGUUGACUACAAUCCAUACGAUUCCUACCUUGGCUCUCACUUAACUGUAGGUGGUCUUUUUCAUGCCAAGAAGGAAUUUUACCGUCUCAUCUCGCUACUUCUUUCUGAUUUGGGAUUGAUAUUCGACAUCAGAUCUCCCUCGCCCUGGCAGAUUAUUUCGGAGUUGCACACUCGGGGAAUCUUUGGUGAGUCCGAAAGUGAAAGCGUCAAAGUGUGUCUAUCAAUUGCAAACGAAAUACGGCUGAAAACGUACUUUGCCAGUAAUAAACAGACAGAGCUACUCUCGCCUAUUCCUCAAUAUGUGAACGCAACGGAACAAUUCGCCGAUGUCCCUAUUUUCCGCUAUUUUCAUGAGCAUAUCCUAGUUCAUCUUCUUAGUAUCAGCUGCGAUAUGCAUAAACGCUGCCAGAAGUUUUCUCGGAAGUACUUAAAACAAGAUGAAAUCGACGCCAGUAUAUUUGAGAGUCCAUUCGCUCCAUCUUCGAAUGCAACUCAAAUGGGACUUCUUUAUUAUCGUCUACAAAGUUCGUCUAAAGCGUUAGAGUGGCUGGCUUCGGAAUCGAAAGAUAGUUCGUACUACCCAAACAGUCUUUACAGUCUAGGCGUUAUUUACUAUGGAAAUGGAGAAUUUAAAAAGAGCGCGGAAUGUUUCCAACAGGCGCUGGAUGCACAUUACACAAAUGAGGAUAUGUCAAGUCUAAACGUGGUUGCAUGUUUUUAUAAUCUAGCGAUUGUACUGAAAGAGCUAAGACAAUAUGAAAUGUCCAGACAUCGGUUAAUGCAAGCGAUUAGCAAACACGAUGAAGUCUACGGCGAAAGAUCUCAGACUCUCAUACUCGGAUUAAUAAUGCACGGUCUCGGUUUACUUGAUGCGUUUUUUGGUGAUUUCACAUCAUGCAUUGAAGUAUAUCAAAAGGUUGAACAACUGUAUAAUAGAUUAGGAUGUGUUCCUGAUAUCUACGUGCUUUAUUUAAACCUUAACAUGGCCCAGGUGUUAAGUAAACUGGAUCAAUAUGAACAGUCAAUAGAAUAUAUAAAACGAGCGAUGGACCUUAGCCAUCAAGUAUUUGGUGAACAUAGUGUCAAUUCUCACUUGGCUCAAACGUAUGCGAUUGCAGCUACGGUAUAUGAACUUGGCAAUUUCAAUGAUGAAGCCCUGUCUUUUUUCAAGCGAAGUUUGGAAUUGUUUCAAAUUAUGUUUCCCGAAAAUGCCAACCUAGGUAAGAUUUUAGUUAAGCUAAAUUAUCGUAUGUAGACGGGGCCAAAUGGUCCAAAAUUGGAGGUAACUUUGGUAAAGGGACUAUGGCUCUAAUUGGACAGCGUAGUGCAUAUCUAGUAUCUAGUUGAGAGGUUCGCUGCAUUGUAGUUAGUAGUAACAUACCAGGUGAUCUGAAAACACGGAAAAGUACUGGCACUAGCUGCCAAAUAGAAAUCCAUUUUUCGAUCCAAACUACAAAAUUUUUCCUGAAAUAUAAUUUACUUUGUUUCCAAAUUUCUGGUAGACUUAAAUUUUUCUUUACUAAACAUGAUUACUAAGUUUCAACAAGUUUCAUAAAGGAAAAUAAAAGAUAUAAGUGAUUAAAAACAGCAAAAUGGAUUUCUAUUCGGUACCUAAUUCCAGGCCUUUCACUCACGGUUAGAUCAGCUAGUAUAGGUACCGUUCUACCCUUAUUUUUAGGCGGCAGAGCAGCGGUGGUGCAGGCCGCCGCAACAUCGUGAAAGUGAGUAAGUGGGCGUGGUUGAACUUAUCCCAUCCGGUUGCUGAACUCAGUCCAUAUGUCACAAUAGGUUCCGUUACCGGGUUCCGUUACCAUACGUUACAAUAUAUGCAAGGCGAGUCUGGGCAAGGCAUAUUUCGCACUUAAAAGUCCCUAUUCUUACAUAUAACUGUAAUUCGAGUCCCUCACUUGGCAAACAAUCACAUUAUUAACCUACAGUACGCUUCAAAGCCUAUAUGGCUAAGCUAGAGUGUUAUGUACGUGUUGUGAAGCAAGAGAUGCCGUGUAGAAAGUACGAAUACAUAUCUGAACAAAGGGUUAAUAAUCUAGUUUUUAAAACAAGUGUGUAUCAAUAAAACUUGAUUCCAUGCAUUAAGUACGUUUUAAAAGUGAUUUGACCUAAUAUUAACAAAAAAGUAAUUAUAUUAUUGACCUCAUGUCUGUUCUAAAACAAAUGAAUUUGAAAAAUACAACCCACGCUUUUAUAAUUUUGAUGAAAACUGGUAGAAUAAACAGCAUUAAUGUUCCAAAUCCUUUUAAUUGCUGCCGCAGGCAGCUUCCUAUUCUUGUGAUUUGUUUCCAGACCUCUUUACCGAGCUAUAUGAAUGCGACAAUGAUUUGGAUUUGGCAAUGUUUGGAUGUUCAGUUUUAUGACGUUUUGUGACGUAGAAGAUAUUCGACGGGUCUUUACGGAAGCUGCUCUUCGGGACUUGCCAAGAUUUAGCACGAGGGCGAAACUUAAUACAAGUUGGCAAGUAUUCAGCAAAUAUUGCGAUUUUUAAGAAUUAUAUCUUCUUGUAAAGUCAUUUUUUAAGGUAAGAUCAAAGUAUUAUCUACGAUCCUUUUAGUUUAAGAAGAAUUUUCAGGAGAUUUGACGAUUUGUUCUUGUAUUAUAUAUACAUAGGCUCGCGUUUGAUUUUAUAGAUCUGACAGUGCAUAUUUGGCGUUGGGAAUCAUUGUGUUCACGCUUGUAGCUGAUCAAUAUGUUUAUCAGACACUUUGCGUGUUGGUCACGGUGUGGCAACAGGCAACUCAAAUAAAAUUUGCAUCAAUUGUAAACAAACAAACAGAAACACGAGAGCCAAUUGCCAUCAAAACAAACGAGAGCCAUUCUACGAAGGUAUCACGUGACUCAGAGCUACAGUAUAUCAUAUAAAACUGCAAAUUUUGCAGACCUCUAUUUAAUACUACUGCUGAUAGAUCAAGUGGCAGUGACAGAAUAUAUUGCAUUUGGUUUAAUGGGGGUAAUAAUUGAGCCAUGUCGUGCCUGAAUUGGUGCACAUUUUAAUACUGUAGUUAUAGUGUGAGAAGCAAUGAUCUAUUUUGGCAUCAGACGUUCUUUUCUCGAUCAUAUAAAUAUGUUGAUGUGAUGAUAUAAACCCAUCAACAAACGCUUACGAACUUAUAUAAGCCCAGGGCUUAUAAUCGAAGGUUACGGUAUUUGGUUUGUUUACAAUAUUUCAUAAUUUUAAGUGUAAGGGUUUAAGUGUUUGACAAUUGACAUUUGAAAUAAAUGAGAUAUUAACUUUAAAACAUUGCAUUCACUGUUUUACUUGGCCAAACAAACUAUUAAAAUUACAUGUCAGCAGUUAAACCUACUUGUUAUUAGAAUGGGUAAUAACCCACAAGUACCCCUUCGUAUCCCUACGAACCAAGCAUAUAGUGCGUGCAAGAGAGAGCAUAUGGCUAGUAGGCUGGCCAAAUAAUAUAUAACUUUUUAUUGGUAGAGUAUUGCAAAGUUUUUUCAUUAUAACUACUGAAAUACGUCCUACAACCCAUCACUAUAUUAGUACUAUUCAGAACAAUUAACAAAUUUGGUUGUGAAUUACCUGCAAAGCAUUGCAGUUGAAAUUUGGUUGUGGGUUACCUGCAAAGCAUUGCAGCUGCCACAUGAUGCUACCACAUGAUUCGUCAUCAAAAUGCUGACGCCAUGAUCCUACCCAGUGCACUUAUGGAGGUCCGCCAUUUUGAAUGUUAUCAGGGGGUGAAUGCCUCUCAGCGCACUGGCUAUUACUGAUGUUGAGACGCGAUUGGUAACCAGGCCAUCAUGUCAAACAUAAGGUAAUCAAGGCGCCAACUUUCUCGCAAGUUUGCAAUGCGAAUACACGUACGGCAGCAAUUUCACUAACUUUUUGUUAUACUAGUUUCUUUGCUAUAUCGUAGCAAAAGCAUCUGUCUUACACCGUAAAAUAUCGGGCAAGCAUGUACGUCACCCUAUUUAUGACUCGCAAUUGAUCAAUUGCGUUUGAGUUUUUUGUGAGUGUAUAAUACCGGAACCUAUUGUGACGUAUGGACUGAGUUCUGUAACCGGAUAGGAUAAGUCCUAGCUGCCUCGCCCCCUUGCUCACUUCAUCAUGUUGCGACGCCCUGCGUCACCCUUCACCACCGCUGCGCCAUCCGAAAAAUAAGGUUCGAUCGGCUCUAUAUUAGUCUACUAUUGUCGUUAGUGCAUGUUCCUUUUACCUCAUCCUGUUUUAGUCAUACUUAACGUCAAGGAUCGGCCUUGCUGGACCUCAAGCGAGAACAGUUGAGAACUAAUUGAGCCAUCCAGUAAAAAUAAAGCUAUAGUUUAUUUUAGGUUUUCUCCGGUAGUAACACUGUAUCAAUAAGAUAUCAUUACUGAACCUGUGUAAAUAAAGUUAGUAGUUAAAAUGAACAACGGCCAGUCAACUAUUUAAAUAAAUACAUGUAUUUUAAAGAUUAUUCUGUUUAAAUAAACCAUGGAUUGCCUCACUCAAUUCACAUGUUCCUUUUUAGUUCCAGAUCCAUUACCCUGUUUAACCCACAUGGACAACUUAGAAAGCGCAUUAGAAUAUGCGAGGACAUUGUAUCGUGGAAAACCUCACAUCAUGUUGGCCAAAAUAUUGUAUAAUCUCGCAUGGGCCUUUUACUCGGAGAAAUCUCUGGAGUAUUUCCGAGAAGCAAAGGAAAUUAUGGAUUUAAUUCUAGGACCAAAUCACGCUCAUCUUAUUACUUUAGACAUACUUAACGGCAUGGGAACAAUCUACAAGGAUGUUUGUGGUAAUUUUGCCAAAGCUCACCACUGCUUUGAAGAUGCUCUCAGUAUGAACUCCGUAAUUUAUGGAGAAUAUAGCGCUAAUGAUGAAACGGCAAAGAUCUAUGACAAUAUCGCCAGUGCAGCAGAAAAGAUUGGCAACGUCAGUCAAGCCAAGGAAUACUAUACUGAAGCUGUUAAAAUUUGGGAAAAAAUACCCAUAACCAAAAUGACAUGCGAACGUUUUGUGCUUAGUCUUUAUAGCCUAAGUGCGCUCUGUGAAGCUCACGGAGAGCAAGAUGAAGCGUUCAAAUAUUUAGCAGAAGCGAGAGAAGUUGCCAAAGAUGGUGGUUGUAAGAAUUGGAAGGUGGUAAUUAUAUUAGUCUACUUAUACUUUGAAUAUAUCAAGAUGGAGUCCUUUGAGUCCUUUGAAACAUCAGUGAUGUGUUGUCUAGAAGCGAGAGAGAUGGCCAUGAACUUACCUAAAAAUUAUUCUGUUCCUUCCUGGCUAAUCGAGUUUCUACACAUUUCUUAAUUUAAGCAAAAAGGAAUACCAGUUGGUAAAUUAUUGGUAUCUCCCAAUAAAAUUUCACGUACGACGCUCGUAAACUCCUCGAAAACUCCAAGAAGAGACUUUAAACUCAGUUUGCCAAGCUUGGUGACUAAAGCUCGAUAGGAAAUUUAAAUAAGUGAUGUAAAUUAUUCUAAAUGCAUGUAAUACUAUGCCUGAAAAAUAGGUACGCGACGCGUACAUGUAUCUGCGAAAAAACUUGAGUCACGUUUUCAUCACUUAUUAUAUUAAAUAUAAUAGCAAAUAAGAUUUGAAAGUCAAACAUAGUACAAAUCUAACAAGGCUGUAGAUAGCACCACAGAAUAAGAAGGUGCAGCAAAAGUGUAACUCAAGCAAGUAUUUGUCCGCGUUUUUACAAGUGAUUCGUCAUCAAUCACGCCAUCCUGGCUAGUACAACCGACACUUUGCACCUACCAAAACCUGAUAAAAACUUCCGGUUGUACUAGCCAGGAUGGUGUGAGCGAGUUAAAUUUUUGUGGACGUAAAACAAUAAGGGAACCGACUCGAGUUACCCUUCUGCUAUACCUUCUUAUUCAGUGACGGCACGGAGGGCAGCAGGGGCAACUCAACC
Molecule: messenger RNA, 6025 nt
Organism: Paramuricea clavata
Lineage: Eukaryota; Metazoa; Cnidaria; Anthozoa; Malacalcyonacea; Plexauridae
Source: the annotation of a GenBank genome assembly